UUUCUUCAAUUAUUAAAAUUUUCCCAGUUUCAAAUAUUAUUGGGAUCUAGGGUUCUUGGUUUUUCAAACCUUUGGUCAAUUCAAUUUUGGUCAUCAAAUCAAGCGGCUGUGGUUUACUUUCUCCUCCGCCUUAACGCCAUGCCACCUCGCGCAUCUAAGCGAAAGACGGCCCCACCCAACUCCUCAUCCGUCACAUCAUCCGACGGUCGUUCUGUCUUGAGUAAAGCUAAAACAAAGGGGCUCGAAAAAAUAGAUCGUUUGUUCAAUUCAUAUGCAAAUAGUUCAUCGGGCGUGAUUGAUCCGGAUGGUAUUGAAGCACUCUGUUCAGAUCUAGGAGUGGACUACACUGAUGUGAGGAUAUUGAUGCUUGCUUGGAAAUUAAAAGCUGCAAAGCAGGGCUUUUUUACCCAGGAUGAGUGGCGAACUGGCAUGAAAGCAUUGGGGGUCGAUUCACUUAGCAAACUAAAAAAGGCACUUCCUCUGCUGGAGAUUGAGGUGGGGAAGCCAUCAAAUUAUGAGGAUUUCUAUACCUAUGCAUUUCGAUAUUGCCUAACAGAGGAGAAGCAGAAGAGCUUGGACAUUGAAAGCAUCUGUGAACUGUUGAAUCUUGUUCUUGGUGCCCAAUUUCGUCCUCAGGUUGAUUCACUAAUCGAGUAUCUAAAGGUCCAGAGUGAUUACAGAGUAAUAAAUUUGGACCAGUGGAAAAACUUUCUACGUUUUUUCCAAGAGAUUAGCUUUCCCGAUCUUGGAAAUUACGAUUCAUGCCUAGCUUGGCCGUUGAUUCUCGACAAUUUUGUAGAAUGGAUGAAAGAAAAGCAGCAUAGCUAGAGAAUCCAUCGCUUAUAUUUCUUGCAGAUUGCUGAUUUUAUAAGGAUGUUGCGAGAACCCUAACCGGUAACCAUGGAGCUGGCUCAUAUAACUGAUUUUUCUGAACCAUAUUUUCAUGUUAAACAUAAAAUUUUGUUGUCCUGAGAUCAUUUAUACAUUCUGCAUUCAGUAACACCAAGUCUUCUUUUUAUUGUUCUUCUGAUAUGUUCAAU
Hibiscus syriacus is the source of this 1040-nucleotide messenger RNA. Its product is annotated as DCN1-like protein 4. Gene Ontology annotation, biological process: protein neddylation; positive regulation of ubiquitin-protein transferase activity. NCBI's taxonomy places the organism in Eukaryota, Viridiplantae, Streptophyta, Magnoliopsida, Malvales, Malvaceae. Bases 139 to 828 code for a protein of 229 amino acids. Gene Ontology annotation, cellular component: ubiquitin ligase complex. The transcript has 10 exons. The record is from RefSeq and is a predicted model, not a curated record. Gene Ontology annotation, molecular function: ubiquitin conjugating enzyme binding; ubiquitin-like protein binding; cullin family protein binding.